AUGUCUACUGCCGCUCACACCAACACCAACACCAACACCUGCAACAAGUCACGCACUAUAAAUACUAUACCCGACGGUGCAACAGAGUUCGCAGCAGGCCUUACGCCUACCCAGAUCUGUCACUCGUAUUGCGAUCCGUCCAUCACAUUUGGCAAGCAGUUUGCAGCAGCUCUUGACUUUGAGCCUAAGCGUGCUGCCCUGGUAAAGUUGUUCCAGUUCUUAGGCUGUAGCCUUAUACAGUUAACCGAAGAGACGGCCACCUUCAUAUUCGCGGGAAAAGACACGCCUCCCAACAUGACCAAACUGGUCUGA
This is a messenger RNA of Fusarium coffeatum, 312 nucleotides long. RefSeq lists its product as uncharacterized. The transcript is spliced from 3 exons. The coding region runs from base 1 to 312 and encodes 103 amino acids. Lineage: Eukaryota; Fungi; Ascomycota; Sordariomycetes; Hypocreales; Nectriaceae. The record is from RefSeq and is a predicted model, not a curated record.